GCCCCGCCCACCAGAUGCCCCGCCCCGCGGCAUGACCGGAAGUGAGCGGGGCCCCCAAGAUGGCGCCCGAAACCCGGAAGUGAGCGCGGCUGAGGCGAAGCUCGGAAAGACGGAGGCGCCGCGGGCUCCGCGCCCGGCCGGACCCAGGUCGGAGGUCAUGAUGCCACCACCGAGGAGCAAGAAGCCGAGAUAGACACCCUCGUGGCCUGGGUCGUGGAGCCACCUGAUGCUGGCAGUGGGGCCUGCCAUGGACGGGGAGUUUCCUCAGCAUGAGCCCCCACCAGCGGGCAGCACCCUAUACAGCCCGCCCCCACUGCAGACCCCGCUGUGCGGGUCCAGUGUCCAGCACGCCAUGCUGCAUUACCCGUGGUGGAGCGCCUUCUCGCCAACGCCGUACCCAGCCUUCUCCAGCGACAGCCACCAGUUCAUGAGCCCCACCUCCUUCAUCGCCAGCCAGCCCUGCGCGGACCCCAGCUACGGACCUCCCACCACCACCCCUAGCUUCCUGCCAAAGACAGGCGACUUUCCUCAGGACUCUGCGUACCUCGACGACCUCUCCAAUGCCUCCAUCUUCUCCUCGUCCGUGGACUCCCUCUCAGACAUCGCGGACACACCUGACUUCCUGCCGGCCGACAGCCUCAGCCAGGUGCCCACCAUCUGGGAUGUGAGCACUGGCCCCUCCGCUCACGACAAGCUGCUCCUGCCUAGUGGGCCAUGGACAGGCCUUGAGGACCCCUUGUCCUCCCUUUCCAGCACCCCACUUCUUGUCAGCUACCAGGCGCAGAGUCAGCCCGAGGAGGACGACGACGCAGAGGAGGAUGAGGGGGAGGAGCUGGGCCACACGGAGACCUAUGCCGACUACGUGCCAUCCAAGUCCAAGAUCGGGAAGCAGCAUCCGGACCGUGUGGUGGAGACCAGUACGCUGUCCAGUGUCCCCCCACCAGACAUCACCUACACCCUUGCGCUGCCUGCUUCCGACACUGGGGUCCUGUCUGCCCUGCAGCUAGAGGCCAUCACCUAUGCCUGCCAGCAACACGAGGUCGUGCUCCCCAGCGGGCAGCGGGCCGGCUUCCUCAUCGGGGAUGGCGCGGGCGUCGGCAAGGGGCGCACGGUGGCCGGCAUCAUCCUGGAGAAUUACCUGCGGGGCCGGAAGAAGUCCCUGUGGCCCUGCCCGCACCAGAUUGUGUUUGAUGAGUGCCACAAAGCCAAGAACGCCAGCUCCACGAAGAUGGGCAAGGCUGUCCUGGACCUGCAGAACAAGCUGCCCCUGGCCAGGGUGGUCUACGCCAGCGCCACAGGUGCCUCUGAGCCCCGGAACAUGAUCUACAUGAGCCGCCUGGGCAUCUGGGGCGACGGCACUCCCUUCCGGACCUUCGAGGAGUUUCUGCACGCCAUCGAGAAGAGGGGUGUGGGCGCCAUGGAGAUCGUGGCGAUGGAUAUGAAAGUCAGCGGUAUGUACAUCGCCCGCCAGCUCAGCUUCUCCGGCGUCACCUUCCGCAUCGAGGAGAUCCCGCUGGCCCCAGCCUUCGAGCGCGUCUACAACCGUGCGGCCCUGCUGUGGGCCGAGGCCCUGGGCGUGUUCCAGCAGGCAGCCGACUGGAUCGGCCUCGAGUCUCGCAAGUCCCUGUGGGGUCAGUUCUGGUCGGCCCACCAGCGUUUCUUCAAGUAUCUCUGCGUUGCGGCCAAAGUGCACCGGCUGGUGGAGCUGGCCCGGGAGGAGCUGGCCCGGGACAAGUGUGUGGUCAUCGGGCUGCAGUCCACGGGCGAGGCUCGGACCCGGGAGGUGCUGGACGAGAAGGAUGGGCAGCUCGACUGCUUCGUCUCCGCUGCUGAGGGUGUCUUUCUGUCACUAAUUCAGAAGCACUUUCCUUCAACCAAAAGAAAGAGAGAGAGAGGCGCAGGCAGUAAGAGAAAACGGAGGCCGCGGGGUCGCGGGGCCAAGGCUCCCAGGCUGGCGUGCGAGGUGGCAGGCGUGAUCCGCAUCAGUGACGACAGCAGCACAGAAUCGGACGCCGGCCUGGACAGCGACUUCCACUCCUCCCCCGAGUCCGUGCUGGAUGACGACGUGGUCAUCUUGGACGCCGUUGGGCUGCCAGCCGAUGACCGUGGGCCCCUGUGCCCCCUGCAGCGGGACCCACACGGCCCCGGCGUCCUGGAGCGUGUCGAGCGGCUAAAGCAGGACCUGCUGGCCAAGGUGCGGGUGCUGGGCCGGGAGCUGCCUGUCAACACUCUGGAUGAGCUCAUCGACCAGCUCGGGGGCCCGGAGAGAGUGGCUGAGAUGACAGGCAGGAAGGGCCGCGUGGUGUCCAGGCCCGAUGGGACAGUGGCCUUCGAGUCUCGGGCAGAGCAAGGCCUCUCCAUCGACCACGUGAACCUCAGGGAGAAGGAGCGUUUCAUGAGUGGGGAGAAGCUCGUGGCCAUCAUCUCCGAGGCCUCCAGCUCUGGCAUCUCCCUCCAAGCUGACCGCCGUGUCCAGAACCAGCGGCGCCGGGUCCACAUGACGCUCGAGCUGCCCUGGAGCGCUGACCGUGCCAUCCAGCAGUUCGGUCGGACGCACAGGUCCAACCAGGUCUCUGCGCCCGAGUACGUCUUCCUCAUCUCAGAGCUGGCCGGGGAGCGCAGGUUUGCCUCCAUCGUUGCCAAGCGGCUGGAGAGCCUGGGGGCUCUGACCCAUGGGGACCGCCGCGCCACUGAGUCCCGCGACCUGAGCAAGUACAACUUUGAAAACAAGUACGGCGCCCGGGCCCUCACCUGUGUCCUCACCACCAUCCUGAGCCAGACUGAGAACAAGGUGCCACUGCCCCAGGGCUACCCCGGAGGAGAUGCUGCCUUUUUCCGGGACAUGAAGCAGGGCCUGCUGUCUGUCGGCAUCGGUGGGCGCGAGUCCAGGUCCGGCUGUCUGGAUGUGGAGAAGGACUGCUCCAUCACCAAGUUCCUGAACCGCAUCCUGGGGCUGGAGGUGCACAAGCAGAACGCGCUGUUCCAGUACUUCUCGGACACCUUCGACCACCUCAUCGAGAUGGACAAGAAGGAGGGCAAAUACGACAUGGGCAUCCUGGACCUGGCUCCGGGCAUCGAUGAGAUCUAUGAGGAGAGCCAGCAGGUCUUCCUGGCUCCCGGGCACCCCCAGGACGGGCAGGUGGUCUUCUACAAGAUCAGCGUGGACCGUGGCCUGAAGUGGGACGAGGCUUACGCCAGGUCGCUGGCGGGGCAAGGGCGGGGGAGGGAGGGCAGCAGCCCCCACCUGCCCGCCUCAUGCACACGCCCGCCUGCCCAGGUUCGGGGCAACAAGCUGAGCUGCCUGCUGGCCGAGCAGAACCGCGGCAAGCACUUCACGGUGUACAAGCCGAACGUGGGCCGGCAGAGCCAGCUGGAGACGUUCGACAGCCUGUGCCGGAAGUUCCGCCGGGUGACGGCGGAGGAGGCCCGGGAGCACUGGGAAAACAGCUACGCCUUCUCGCUGACGCACUGCAGCCACACUGCCUGGAACCGCCACUGCCGGCUGGUGCAGGAAGGCAAGGACUGCACGCAGGGCCUGCGGCUGCGCCAUCACUACAUGCUGUGCGGGGCCCUGCUGCGUGUGUGGGGCCGCAUCGCCGCCGUCAUGGCUGACGUCACCAGCAGCAGCUACCUGCAGAUCGUACGCCUCAAGACCAAGGACAAGAAGAAGCAAGUCGGUGAGCGCGGACCCCCCGCCCCCAGUGGCCUGCCGCUGGGCGCCCCGGACACGGCCGCGGACCCCGCCGCCCUGGCGCACCAGGGCCGCGACAUCAACUUCAAGGAGGUGUUGGAGGACAUGCUGCGCUCCCUCAACGCUGGGCCGCCCACCGGUCCCCCCGGGCCAGGCGCAGGGGCAGCAGGGGCGCCCGGUGGGGGCGGGGGCCCCGAGCGGCAGAGCGUCAUCCAGUUCGGCCCCCCCUUUCCAAACUCUUAGGCACGGCAGGCGACCGGAGCCAGCGUCCGAGAGGAAGCUUAGUUAUCUGCAAUACGCACCAUGUCCACAGGGACUCAGUCUUCUCUCCUACUCACGUGGGGGGUGAGCGAGGCCAGGCUCCCCUGCGGACUACCAGGGAGGGGGGCUGCGGUGCCCCUCCUCCAGUUCCGGAGGCCUCCACUGCAGUGCCUUCCCUGCCGGCGGCCGGGCAGACCCCUCCAGAUGCUGCCCGCCCUUCCGGGCUCUCCGAGGCAGUGCAGGUCCCACUCAGGAUGACUCGGGGUCUAGACUCGGGAGUCUAGGCUCGGGCAGGGCCUAGGGGUGGGGGGCCCACCCUCCCUGUGCCUCUAUCCUCUCCUGCCCCCCAGGCCUAGGCAGGGGCUCCCCAAACCACCUCACCCCACCCACCUUACAGGGCCUGGUCUGACCGGAAGCCCUGAAAUCCACAAAACUGGGUGGCCCCAAGAGCUGGAAACUCAGGAAACCCCAGGUGCUCAGGGCCCUGCCUUCUCUGGGGGGCUCCAUGGGACAGACCCCCCCCCCAUUUAAUAUAUGCAAUUCUUCCCCACUCUCUUUGCUCCCUAAAUUAUUGCCCGGCCACCUCUCCCAGGCCCCAGAAUCUGCCGUGGAGCUGGCGGUGUGGACGGGCCCCCUGGUUUCUAUGUGUAUUUAUAAUGAAUUCAAGUGUACAUAUGUAAAGAGAUCUUUUUUAAAUAUAUGUGCCUUUUCACUACU
Ailuropoda melanoleuca (giant panda) is the source of this 4669-nucleotide messenger RNA. It is a transcript of the gene SBNO2, whose product is annotated as strawberry notch homolog 2. Gene Ontology annotation, biological process: negative regulation of DNA-templated transcription; macrophage activation involved in immune response; cellular response to interleukin-6. Gene Ontology annotation, cellular component: nucleus. The transcript is spliced from 29 exons. Gene Ontology annotation, molecular function: chromatin DNA binding; histone binding. NCBI's taxonomy places the organism in Eukaryota, Metazoa, Chordata, Mammalia, Carnivora, Ursidae. Bases 227 to 3934 code for a protein of 1235 amino acids. The record is from RefSeq and is a predicted model, not a curated record.